Messenger RNA from Trypanosoma cruzi, 1089 nucleotides. Its product is annotated as 90 kDa surface protein, putative. The record is from RefSeq and is a predicted model, not a curated record. The transcript has a single exon. Bases 1 to 1089 code for a protein of 362 amino acids. Lineage: Eukaryota; Euglenozoa; Kinetoplastea; Trypanosomatida; Trypanosomatidae.
AUGGUCCCAUUUGUCUCUUUUUUGGUGUGCGCUUCUUCUGGCUGCUGCCAUUUAUUACCAUGCGGUGGCUGUGCGUGGUGUAGCUGCUGUCUCUCUCUACUUCCUUUCUCAUGCUCCUGCAGAUCGAAUCCACGUUAUUCAACAACGAUAGUUUUGACGAUGAUGCACCGUGUGUUUUGUGUCGUGUUGGUGCUGGCACUGCUGUGCUGCUGCUCGUGCGUGUUUGCCGUGGAGGAGGAGCCGCAGGUAACGCAGGUGGAUGCAGUGUGUGCGGGUAAGGACAAACUCGGGCGCUGGCAACUCCGUGGGAAGUCAUUAUGGUAUGACUGCACGGAUGCAGCUCCUGGUGCGGGAAAGAUGAUUUGCGGCAUGGGCGUCGGAAACUGUGAGCCCGAGGCUUCACAGAGUCGCACCAUAGAUGGUGUGAAGGAUGCUGUCAUCACGAUCAACGUCUCCACGUUUACUCCAGACAUCCUGAAGAGUUGGUGGGAGCGUAACGUGGAGAAAGCGGUCACCGUUGCAAUUGGUGCAGCCAAACCUCCGGAAGGACCUCCGGGCCCUCCAGAAAACAAGAUUUCUCGUGACACCUCUUCCACACCGGAUUCAAAAUCUCCUACUGCUGGCGCUGCGGCCACGACGGAUCCUUCUCCUGAGGCCUCGCGAGCACCGGAUUCCGCUCCCGCUGGUGAUCCUCAAGGCCCUUCACAUUCUACUUCUGCUGCUUCUGCUGCACCCGAAUCUCCACCAGAUCCAAAGCCCACAGAAGGCGGCGACCACUCCUCCCAUGACCCUCCAGUGGAGCUGCAGGAAGAGACUGCUGCUGCGCCACCGACUCAGUUGUCCCAGACCGGCGAGGACGGGGGUGCAGCUGGAGGCGCCGAAGAGGACACCGCCGCCAACACCACCACCGAGACUGCUUCCGGCGAAGGAAAUAAUAUGGCGGCAAGCAUGCCGGCUCCCCUUUCCUCUGCGCCCACAACGAACGCGCUGGAGAAAAGUGUGGGAACUGACGCCUGCUUCCAUGACACCCGUCUGCAUGCCCUGCCAUCGCUUGUUCUGGCUGCACUCACCUACGGGACACUGGGCUGA